AUUUAUAAAAGAAUAAAAUUACAGGGGAGAAACCGCUAUAAUCCAUAAGUUGUACUUUGAAAAUUUGUAUUUAUUAAAUAAAAGUUUAAAAAUGCAGAAUUAAAAAUAAUUUAAAAGGAGCAGAUACUUUGCUAAUGCCACUUUAACUAUAAUUGCAACCUGCUUUAUUUUUCACCUUUGAACUUACAUGGUCUAACAUAUUUUAUUAACUGUAGAACUACAAGUCUUGUAUUUCAAAAUGUCAGCACAAAUUUUCACCUGAUCACUGAGAAAGCAGGUAAAUAAGAAAGUAGCAACAACAGCAACAAAAUCAAAAGGUGCACAUCAGCUUCUUGAAUAGAAGUCUUCCAUCUUAAAAUAUUUGCCUAUGAAUUUUCUCAUUUUAUGCUACUGAUCUAAAAAUGGAGUUAAGAUCAUGUAUAUUCCACUAGUAAAGACAGCAUAAAUUUUACACAAUGAAAAAAAAUCUGUGUGAGUUAUACUCUGUUCCUUAAUAAAUUUUGAGUUCCAGAGAGUAACAGAAAUGUUUUUGGCAAAGAUUUAAUGUAUAACAUUUUUGGCUUUGGAAAUACACAUUUCCUAAAAUAAAAAUUUAAUAAUGUUGAUGAAAUAAAGAUAUUCUUGCCUCCUGAGAUAGGAAUUGAUGACAAUUUGCUGGAAGAAUGAAUGAAAAUCACAUAGUUUAUGUUGACAGAGACUCUUGUUUGCAAGACAUUUAAAUGGAACUCCAAAUUUUUAUUCUCUGAGGCACUUGAUUAUGAUAAAUGAAAUCUAGUUAGUUCAUAGAAUGGAGUAUCAGCACCACACUUCUCAACAUUACAAAUUAUAUCAUUUCAGGUGAUUUAUGUGUUCUGUCUACACCAGAUCAUGGAAAAAAGCAGCAACAUCACUGUGUUUAUUCUGUUGGGACUUUCACAAAACAGGAAUAUUGAAAUCCUGUGCUUUGUAUUAUUUUUAUUUUGUUACAUAGGUAUUUGGACCGGAAAUGUGCUCAUAAUGAUUUCUAUCACAUGCACUCAACUAAUUGACCGACCCAUGUAUUAUUUCCUCAAUUACCUCUCACUCUCUGACCUUUGCUACACAACCACAGUGACGCCCAAACUGAUGACUGACUUGCUGACAGACAGGAAGACCAUUUCAUAUAGUAAUUGCAUGCUACAGCUCUUUACCACUCAUUUAUUUGGAGGCAUCGAGAUCUUCAUUCUCACAGGAAUGGCCUAUGACCGCUAUGUGGCCAUCUGCAAGCCCCUGCACUACACCGUCAUCAUGAGCAGGCAACGAUGCAACACAAUCAUCAUAGCUUGUUGCACUGGAGGAUUUGUGCACUCUGCCAGUCAGUUUCUCCUCACCAUCUUCUUACCGUUCUGUGGCCCCAAUGAGCUAGAUCACUACUUCUGCGAUGUGUAUCCUUUGCUGAAAUUGGCCUGUUCUAACACACGUAUAAUUGGCCUCUUAGUCAUUGCUAAUUCAGGGCUAAUUGCUUUAGUGACCUUCGUUGUUUUGAUGUUGUCUUAUUUUUUAAUACUGUAUACCAUCAGGGCAUACACUGCAGAGAGCCGCAGCAAAGCUCUUUCCACUUGCGGUUCCCACAUAACAGUUGUGGUCCUGUUUUUUGCACCAGCAUUAUUCAUUUACAUUAGACCAGCCAUAACAUUCCCGGAAGAUAAAGUGUUUGCUCUUUUCUACACCAUUGUUGCUCCCAUGGUCAACCCUCUGAUCUACACGCUGCGGAAUGUGGAGAUGAAGAAUGCCUUGAGGAAGGUGUGGUGUCAUCAGACACGCCUGAAGACAAAGCAAGUUUUGUGA
Messenger RNA from Oryctolagus cuniculus (rabbit), 1806 nucleotides. The record is from RefSeq and is a predicted model, not a curated record. Lineage: Eukaryota; Metazoa; Chordata; Mammalia; Lagomorpha; Leporidae.